AUUAUUACUUUAUAUUAAUGAAGGUUAGUCUCAUAUAUUGCUGUGGCUUCGUUAUUUAGACAGUGAGCUGGUUCCUGUUAGUUUCAUUCUGUUGUAAACUGAACUGAUGACAUACGUGAUCCAUAAUUUUUCCGACAUGUUCUUGGCCUAAUGAAGUAUUCUCAGGCUUUGUUGCAAAUCAGUCCCAUAUGGCUCAGGAAUUUCAGAUGUAAGAUGAAAAGAAUUUGAAAUAAUUCUGUGCAUCUUGCCGCUGUCUCAUCUUUAUUCUUUACUUUUUUAUUGUAUAGGCUAGUCGCCUUUAGAUUAGAAUGCAAAGACAGGAAACUUCAAAUUUUAAUAGAAGCCGAACGGUCUUCACUACUCAAUUAACAUUAGCGAAAUUUUUAGAGUCAUAACGAAAAUCGCUGAUUCAGUUUCAGACGUCCCAUAAUAUGUCGUCACAUCUUAAGCUAGUUCAUCGACAACUGCAAUGGUUGUUGAAAAAUAAAUGAAGCUCUACGCAUCACUUUUAAAUAGUAGCAGUGAGAUGAAAAGAGGAAAGUAAAUACAGCAGGACAUUAAUGAUUCGUAUUUUGCUAUAUUAUAUUCUUUCCUAUAUUCCACAUAUUGAUAUUUAGGAAUGAUCUGGAGAGCCUCCUAGAUUAGAAAUGUAACGUGAAUAUGCUAUCAUAUCGUGAGAACUAUGGGGAAACCGCUGCGGAUUGCCAUAUCAUUAAAUACACUGCAUAACAAUGCUGAUCGUACCACCACUCGAGCUGCUGCGAUACGCAUUAAUGAUGAGUGUGGUGAAUUCGACCAUGCUCAUGCAUAUAUUGCUCGCAGAACAUUAACACGUAUACCUUUACUGGCGGAUAAUAGUGCAUACCGAGUCGUUCUUCAACAGACCCAGAUAAACCAGAUGAACGGUCGACGUUCUCUCACCUCAAAAUGUUUGAAGGAAAAAGGAUACGAUGAAUUGGUGAGAAAGCCUCCACAACCCGGCGAAAAUCCUCAUGUGGAGUGUCCAGGAUUUCGAAAGGUGCCCGAUCUCGAACCACUCAGAGCUACUCGACGUCAUAACGCAGAAGUCUGUACUGAUGAAACAUAUCUGAAACGACAUGAGAAGUAUGAAAAACAAGAAAAGUUGAUCAAACGUCGGGACCGUAUACGACAACGUGAGGAACAAUAUCGACUUCGUCUCAUGAAGGUGGAAAGGCCAAAUACUUCACCUGAGCCAAAAAUAGAUUCAAUAGAAGUGGUAGAGAAAAAGCCUCGUCUUCGAAAACAUUGAUUUCUGUUGUAGGAUAUGAAAUCACAGUCGGACAUAAUAUCAUUCUUGUUAUGAAAACGUUGUUGUAAUAGUAACUGAAGAUGUGACAUGGAUAAAUAUUUUUCUGCUG
This is a messenger RNA of Loa loa (African eye worm), 1379 nucleotides long. RefSeq lists its product as hypothetical. The coding region runs from base 683 to 1270 and encodes 195 amino acids. NCBI's taxonomy places the organism in Eukaryota, Metazoa, Nematoda, Chromadorea, Rhabditida, Onchocercidae. The transcript has 5 exons. The record is from RefSeq and is a predicted model, not a curated record.